CAGAACAAGUUAACAAAACGGUCACAAACCAAAAAAAAAAAAAAAAGACAACCGACAAAAAAAAAAGACAGUUCAUUUGUUAUAGAGAAAGGGUUAAUCUUUUCGCACAUUCUUGUCCUAAUCUUCUUCUUAUUCUUCUUUCUUCCGAAUCUCUCUGACGAGCUUCGAUUCAGUUUCCCUGUUCUUUGGUGAUCACCGACCGGAUCUGCUCGAAGAAACAAUCUCGUCGCAUUCUCUCUCCACCCAACUCAAAAGUCUCCACCUUUUGAUCGCUUCUUACUUACUUUUGAGCUCCAAGGAUCAUCAUUGCAGAGCUUCCUCGUAACUUGGAGAGUUAGCUUCCAACUCUUCCAUCCAAAAUUGAGAUCUGGGUUCUUGCUUGUAAGCUCAUAGUGAGAGUGUAAUAAGUUCAGAUUAGUCUUUGAAUUAGAAUCUGUUCGAUGAAAUUCCACCUGUGAGGAAGUUAUAGUGCAUUAUAGAAAUGUGUAAAUCAGAGAAGUCUAUUUACCACAAGAAGCUCUGGGAGAUGAAGGUUAAGUUUCUAGGAGGUAGCAAGUUCAAGAACUCCCUUGUUUCAAGGUCUCGUAUGAGCCUUUGGAUGAUUCGUGCCAUGACCAUACUCUUGCUGUGGAGUUGUUUCGUUCAUCUGGUGGCUUUGGGUGAGAUGUGGGGACCAAGACUGUUGAAAGGCUGGCCUUCUUGUUUCAAUCACGGACAUGACUUCCCAAUGGCUGCUGCACAAGAUAUGGCUUCUCUUCCCAUGAAAAUAGCCCUCCCUCCUAAAAGGAUAUAUCAGAACAAUGGCUAUCUUAUGAUUUCUUGCAAUGGAGGACUCAACCAAAUGCGAGCUGCGAUAUGUGAUAUGGUGACUAUUGCAAGAUACAUGAAUGUCACACUUAUUGUCCCAGAGCUUGACAAGACCUCUUUUUGGAACGAUCCUAGUGAGUUCAAAGACAUAUUCGACGUGGAUCACUUCAUAACUUCUUUGAGAGAUGAGGUUCGUAUACUUAAAGAGGUUCCUCCAAGGCUUAAGAGAAGGGUCGAGCUCGGUGUGUACCACACCAUGCCUCCUAUCAGCUGGUCCAACAUGUCCUACUACCAAGACCAGAUUCUUCCCCUGGUGAAGAAGCAUAAGAUCUUACAUCUAAACAAGACCGAUACUCGACUUGUGAAUAACGAACUUCCUGUUGAGGUUCAGAAGCUGAGAUGCAGAGUAAACUUCAACGGGCUCAGGUUUACUCCAAAGAUUGAGGAAUUGGGUAGAAGAGUAGUCAAGAUUCUGAGGGAGAAAGGUCCCUUUCUGGUUCUGCAUCUCAGGUACGAAAUGGAUAUGUUGGCAUUCUCUGGUUGCUCUCACGGUUGCAACCGCUACGAAGAGGAAGAGCUCACAAGAAUGAGAUAUGCUUAUCCAUGGUGGAAGGAGAAAGUAAUAAACUCAGAGUUGAAGAGGAAAGAAGGUCUUUGCCCAUUGACUCCUGAAGAAACAGCUCUUACACUAUCUGCCUUGGGCAUUGACCGUAAUGUUCAGAUUUACAUAGCUGCUGGAGAGAUAUACGGUGGUAAAAGGAGGUUAAAGGCUUUAACAGAUGUCUUUCCCAAUGUGGUGAGGAAAGAAACUCUGCUUGAUUCGUCUGAUUUGAGUUUUUGUCAGAACCAUUCUUCUCAAAUGGCUGCUCUUGAUUACCUCAUCUCGUUAGAAAGUGAUAUAUUCGUUCCUACUUAUUAUGGGAACAUGGCUAAAGUUGUGGAAGGUCAUCGCAGGUUCUUGGGGUUCAAGAAAACGAUUGAGCUAAACAGGAAGUUCUUGGUUAAUCUAAUAGAUGAAUACUACCAAGGAAUGUUGAGCUGGGAAGUGUUUUCCACCACGGUGAAGAGCUUUCACGCUACAAGAAUGGGAGGUCCAAAGAAGCGGCUUGUGAUUCCUAAUAAACCAAAAGAAGAAGAUUACUUCUAUGCUAAUCCAUACGAAUGUCUUCAGCUGUUACAUGAGAAUGAAAAUGGCAAUUCACUAGAUGAAACCAAAUGAUCAGAGCCACCACCAUUGUCCUACAUUAAAUUUGGCAGGGUGAUGCAGCACAUGGAUGAGUCAUGAGUGAAUAAUGGAGUUAUCUACGGGGACUGUAUAUCAAUCUCAGUUAGGGUUCUUUGGUGUACAGGGACUUCUGAAGAGCUUCCUUGGAUGAGAAGAUAGGUUUGGAGCUUUCAUUGUAAAGUUUGCAAAUCUAUCCUUUGGCAUUGUCAUCAUAUCAUCCAUGGUCUUGCAGUUUCGGUAGCUGGAGAAUAAAACUUUAAAAAUGCAGUGUAUAAUUAUGUUACACAUUAUUAUAAUUACUAGAUAGCGCAGAUAAGAUAUUAUAGUGCGGAUAAGAUAUUAUAUGUAUUUCUCAAUUAAAAAAAAUAAUGUAUAAUAUUGUAUUAUAUUAUUUAAAG
Brassica oleracea var. oleracea is the source of this 2430-nucleotide messenger RNA. RefSeq lists its product as uncharacterized. Gene Ontology annotation, cellular component: cytoplasm. The transcript has 8 exons. The coding region runs from base 482 to 2026 and encodes 514 amino acids. NCBI's taxonomy places the organism in Eukaryota, Viridiplantae, Streptophyta, Magnoliopsida, Brassicales, Brassicaceae. The record is from RefSeq and is a predicted model, not a curated record.